UUUAGGAGGUGUUCAACUUGGCAUGUUUUACUGUCAAAGUGUGUAUUGCUAGCUGAUAAACAGGUAACAUUGAAAUACCUGUAUAGCCAUCAGCACAUUAAGAACAGUAAUUAAAAAAUAAGAAAAAGUAUAAAAUGAAAUCAGUUAACAGUUUGGAACUAUCAUUUAGAUUAAUUGUGUGCAUAACAUUAUGUUUUAUCAUGCUAUUUGGAAUGUAUCAAUUAGAUGGCACAUUUACAAAAAUAUCAGGAUCAAGGUCAGUAAAUAAUGAACAUGAACAAAGGGUAUUUAAGAAUCUAAUGGAUCAAAUGGAUAUAGAUACAUUAAGAAAAUAUUGGUUGAUCCCUCCUGGUUAUAAGAUCAAGCAAGAUAUCAAUGACCAUGACUUUUCACAAGUUGGUCAAUCAAAAGUUGUUGAUAAAAUUCUGAAUGCAAAAACAAAUGGGAUCUUCGUUGAAUGCGGAGCUUCUGAUGGAUCCAUAUCAAAUACAAAAUAUUUUGAAAAUUACAGGAAUUGGACAGGCCUCCUCAUCGAACCAACCCCAGAAUUUCAAGGUAUUCUGCAUGAUGAACGUCAUGCCUGGUUAUUAAAUGCAUGCAUAGGAAUUAAAAAUCAAACAGAGAAAAGUAUCUUUCAACUCGGCCCCAAAAAUUGGGGCUGGUCAGGUUUACAGGAUACGAUCCUACCUCGUAAUAAAAAAACAGCACUCAACCAGAACACAACGAAAAUUGUCGUACAAUGCUUUCCAUUUGCUACAAUUUUGAAAGCCCUUGAAUGGACAACUGUGGACUAUUUCUCAUUGGAUGUUGAGGGAGCAGAAGAAGCUAUCCUUAACACUAUUCCAUUGAAUGACAUUCAUAUAAG
Owenia fusiformis is the source of this 865-nucleotide messenger RNA. The record is from the annotation of a GenBank genome assembly. NCBI's taxonomy places the organism in Eukaryota, Metazoa, Annelida, Polychaeta, Sabellida, Oweniidae.